AUGAAAGUGCUGCUACUAAUAUUUUUAAUCUGUAUAAAUUACGCGAUAAGCAAAGAAGAAUGGAACAAGAAGAAAUCAUUCCCGAAGAAAGUGAACCCAGACGUGGACAGGAGCCUCCAUUUGAGAAGAUACAUCAUAAAUAAGCCCGUGGAAAUAACGAAAAAACGGAACACGAAUCUGAAAGAUUACACAUUUUUCCCGUCGUCUGCCAAACGUGAUGGUCAAGCUGUAGGUAUUCCCGAAAGUCCCUAUUUCCAAGUCGACGAAAACUACAAGGUGGAUAAGGAACUAUAUGAAUCAGGUUUCAAAAGAAAGAGAUCAGUAGACGGGAGCGAACAUAAUGUCGAGAACGUCGUAUCACGACGCAAGCGAGCUGUCGCACAGAAGCUGAAUCCUUUACGUAACUUACGGCGCUCUGGGAAGUCGAAGAAAUCAAAACCUAAGCAAAAACAAAGCAACAGAAGUAAACCCAAAAAGAUUGUGAAAAAGAAAACGAAUGUGGUGAAGAGGCGAGUUGAUAACAGACGGCUGAUCGCUGCUAAAGACGCGUUGAUUGAGGAGUACCCUUACACGGUGUCGGUCCAGAAAGGCAACAUCCAUUGGUGCUCGGGGGCGCUGCUGAAUCAGAGGAUGGUCAUCACGACGGCCAACUGUGUGUGGAAAGGUAGCAGAAUGAGUCGCCUGAAAGUCCGCGCUGGAAGCCGCCACGUGGACCGUGGAGGUCAGGUCGCCAAGAUCCAGGAGAUGAUGAGGCACCCACGCUGGAGCAUCAGGGGGUACCCAGACUAUGACGUCGCGUUGUUGCUGCUCGAUAGAACAAUCAGAUUCUCCCAUUCAGUCCAUGGCGUGGAUCUUCCCAACAGGAUAAUGUUACCUCCAUUCAACGACGCCUGGGUCACCAGCUUCGGAUCUAACAGACGAGACGGCCUCUACCCAGAAACGGACAUGACUCUCCAAGUGUACUACGCCCAGCUGAUGGACCGCGAGAAGUGCAGCAACAUCACAAAGAGAUUCGGGAUCACCGUCACACCGAACUUCUUCUGUCUGGCGCAGACCGGGAGGAGAGCGCCUUGCACUCGCGACACCGGCGCGCCAGCGGUCAGCGACGGCGUAGUGUGGGGACUGGCUUCGUGGGGCAUUCGAAAACUUUGCGGCACCGAACGAUACCCAGCCGUCUACUCCUACCUGGGCUCCCACGGCAACAUGGAAUUCAUCACCAACGCGACUAAGGUCCUCAUGUCUGAAGAGAGGCACUAUCCGUUCCUGGACAGGUUUCAGAUGAGAACGGUGAACCGCAGUCAAAGGUUUACAACGCUGGAGUAUUAUACAGGGCAACACUGA
Amyelois transitella is the source of this 1341-nucleotide messenger RNA. RefSeq names its product hypodermin-A-like. The coding region runs from base 1 to 1341 and encodes 446 amino acids. NCBI's taxonomy places the organism in Eukaryota, Metazoa, Arthropoda, Insecta, Lepidoptera, Pyralidae. Gene Ontology annotation, biological process: proteolysis. Gene Ontology annotation, molecular function: serine-type endopeptidase activity. The record is from RefSeq and is a predicted model, not a curated record. The transcript is spliced from 7 exons.